AUGACUACAGCAGAAACAAAUAUGGAAUCUGAAACAACGAAUGAUGUUAAUAAUGAUGAAAAUCUUGCAUUUGACUCAAAUCAAAUAUCAUCUGAUGAUAUGCUUGCACAAAUUAUUGACUCGAUAAAUCUUUCAACGUCAUGUGAAGAUACAGCUACUGAUGAAUCCCAAUCAAAAUCAUCAACAACUACAACUCGUACAUCAGGACAAACAGCUAUUGGUGCUAAACUUGUGAAAAAAUUAGAAACAUUAGCUGCUACUUCAAAAGAAAAUAAACCAACUAAUGGUAAAACACCAAGCAUAACAACAGCAGCAAGUAGUACUACAGCUUCAACGACUAACAAUGAAUCUGAAUCACGUCGUAUCAUCACUAAAGCGGCUAAAAAUAUUGUAAAGGGUUUGACUGAUUCAGAUCCACAAAAAAAUCUGCUAACAUUAGCAACAAAAAUUGCUGAAUUACAAGAACAGCAACGAUUAACACAAACAAAAGCGAAUGAAUCCGAAAAACGAUUCACAACGUUAAUGCGUGAACGUGACCAAGUUUUGCUUGAGAAUGGUCGUAUUGUGGCAGCAAAAGCCAAGUUAGAAAGUCUCUGCCGUGAACUUCAUCGACAUAGUCAACAAAUACGUGAUGAAAGUUCUCAACGACAACGUGACGAAGAAACAAAACGUCGAGAAUUAGCAACAAAAUUUCAGACAACUAUUGAUGAAAUUGCGUCACAAUUAUCUAAUUAUAGUGAGAAAUCAACAUCAUUACGCGAACAAAAUCUUCAAUUAUCUGAAGAAUUAACAAAUGUAGUUAAAAGAUAUGAAUUACGUGAAAAGGAAGUUGAAGCAGCGCUAAAGAAAAGAGAACUUGAAUUACGUUUAACUGAAGCCAGUUUAGAACAAAGUCAUACUCUCCUUGAAGAACGAACUGAAUUAAUUAAACAAGAACGACAAGUCAGUGAAGCCGAACGUUUAGUUUUAUAUAAGAAAUGCGAAGAAUUAGCUUCAUCUGAAUUAAGUCUUCGGUCUCAAGUACAAAUGUAUUCGGAACGUUAUCAAGAAUUUCAAAAUGCUAUUCAACAAAGUAGUCAAAUGGUUACAUCAUGUCAUUCGGAAAUAGAAAAAAUGGGGAAAAGAAUUAAAAAAUUAGAAAAAGAACGAAAUGAUUUUCGACAUCGAUGGGAAAUUGCUGAACAAAAUCAAAGAAAAUCAAUGGAAGAUUAUAAACUUUUGGAAAAAGAAAAACGACAAUUAGAGAUUAAACUAGAUAAACUUGAUAAACUGAGUCGAGCUUUACAACUAGAACGAACAGAUUUACAAGCAGCCAUUAAAAAACUAUCAAAACCUGGAACAAUAGAUUCAACAUCUUCGUCUGCUCUAACAACAGUUAGCUCAGCGACUCUUCCUGUCGAAGAUAAUCCAUCUACUCAUGCUACAGUAUUAUCAACUACAGAUGUUCCCACGUCAUCAGAUACAGCGAUAAAUGGACAUGAUGCAUCGAAAACAGAAUCCGAUCUCGGAACAACCUCUGAUUUGAAUGCACCAGCUACCGUUGAACCUGAAUCGCCCAAUCUAUAUGACAGCGAAUUGGGUCGCAUUGCAAACACUGUUGAUUAA
Rotaria socialis is the source of this 1605-nucleotide messenger RNA. The record is from the annotation of a GenBank genome assembly. Lineage: Eukaryota; Metazoa; Rotifera; Eurotatoria; Philodinida; Philodinidae.